AUUUGAUCGUAGAAGAGUCUUCAGUGUAUUGGUUUAAUGCACAGGAUCCGAUUCAGUGAUUAAGCCCGAUGACUCAAUCUCAAUCCGGUUCAGUAUCCCCGGUGGACCUGACGGUAUCCGAACUACGACGAAACGACAGCACGACCUCUGAAACAUCCCCACCUCAGCCCAAAAAUGACCAACAAGAGGUGGAAUCUCACAUGUCAUACGGUUCUGUAGGAAGCGCAUCGUGGCUUCCGUUUACUCUGAGAUGGUACUACCUGGUCGCACUAGCUAAUAUCAGUAUUGCUCUUGGCUCCAUAGUCCUUUGGCUCAGCUGCCAUUCAAGAAGCAACCAUGGAAUUGGUGGCGAUGACGGAUCGUCGAUGGUACUCUUUGGGUGGCGCUUCACUCCCACUCUCAUUGCUGUACUUUACGCACAGAUGACUGUCAUACUAUUUGAAGACGUCAAGAGAACUGAACCAUUUGCACGGCUUGCCAAGGCAUCAGUGGAGGGUACAAGUGCGUAUGGUACCAUCCUCCAGACUCCAAGAGCGUGGUGGUCCAUCUUCAUGGACGCCUGCUUUCACCGAAGACGGAUCGGCAAAACUAGCUGGAGCUUGAUCUGCGCUGCGCUUGUCAACAUCAUCGCACUUCUGGUUAUAUCACCUCUUUCCUCGGCCCUACUCACUUCUGAAGAACUCGUUCUACCAAGCUCUGCCGAAUUCGCGAGACUCGUUCCUGGGAACACUACCCAGCUCCCAGUCAUUGCGACAAGGGAUACAUAUUUCCGGACAAUGGCUGCGCUCAUGAGGAACGUAUCAACAUCAGCCUGGGUCACCGAUACUUCAUUUACAUUCCCCUUUUGGCCAUCGUCGGAGAAGGCUCAGUUCGGUCCGAGACUGACAUCGUCAUAUGGCGCAUGGAAUGCAGAGACUACCACAUUUCGGUCAGAGUACGUUUGCCAUGAUAUGAAACUCCAAAGUGCGGAGUUGAGAGAAGAGCGGUACUCGGAUGUGUACUCCUUACAGCAUUACGGCCCCUACAAAGGGAUACAGCCUAUGGUCACAUUCGCACUAGAAUCCAAUCAAGGAUGCAGAUACGAGUUGAAAAUUCACCCUGCGAUUGACCUAGCACUUGGUGGAGGUAUGACUUGGUCGAACGCGACUACCUUUUUCCCGACUGCCUUCAACGGAAUACUCCCUCUCGGUGGCAGAGUCGUACCGUCCAACGUUACUUCCACGCAUGUAUACGCUCGGGUCAACGCUUCUCAAGAAUGCAACAAAUACGACAUUAUUCUUAUGAGUACUCCGUGGACUGCCCCUUGGAACAAGACAUGGGAUGGCCCCUUCCUUCCCGAUAACAUGACAUACGAGCGUUCUGCAGACUUCCGUAUGCGAGGCAUGCUUUGCAGUUCUCGAUACACGAUGUCUAAGAAUACUACAAGUGUAAAAAUUUCGGGGAACUCAGGCCAUUACUUCAACGCAAGCUCUGAGACCGACUCGAAUGGCCUGGAAAUUCCAAACAGCCUCGCUGAUGUUUCCAUGUUCCAGGCAACAAGUAUGCAGAACAACUGGAAAACAUAUUUCGACAGAGCUAGCAUGCAGACUGAUGCCAUGAGAGCUGGAUAUACUGCUUUGGAUUCUCAGGAAGACGGCAGAAUACCCGGAUACUCCGGUGUGGCGCCCAUGCUUGCCGCACUUUCAGGCUUCAAUCUGACCGCCUUGAUCAGCGACCCCAAUAUCAGUCAAACAGCAGCAAGAGUUAAGGGACGGUUUUUCACGGAGACGAUGAGGGAUACGCUCGACUUACCUGGCAUCAUCCAAACGAGCAAGUUCCAAGGAUCUGCUACCGUCGUCCAGGAAAGGGUGGUUGUUUUGACUGAGAUUGGUUUCACAUUGGCUGCGCUCUUUUACGCGUUGGCUUCGUUCCUUAUGGUAUUGUUCUGGAUGUCUCGCUUACCCUAUCGGCCGCUCAACCUUCGCUCAGACCCCUCCAGUAUCGCUGGUCUGGGUCUUUUGCUACAGCCUCAUUCAGACCUCACUGCUAAUCUCAGACGCUUGCACGUCGCCUCAAGGGGUGAUUUUUAUAAAUCACUAUGCAAUAAGAGUUAUUUGAUGUCAGACAGGUUUCUAAUUCAAGGAAACCCGCAACCCGAUACCACCUCGCCGCACAUCAAAACAAAAUCGGAUUGGAGACCUCGUGUGAUCCAUGUGCGGACACUUCUCGCACUGAUAGUACUGCUCACAUCUAUCAUGGCCGCCAUUUUGACUCUCAACGCCUUCUCCGCACGAUCACUACUAUCGCAGGCGGGCUUUACCUACGAAGCCGACAUCUCAAAGCUCAAUCUUAGCUUCCCGACAUUUGCACCUAUUUCCAUUGCCCCGACAGUUGCCAGUAUCGUGAUCGGACUCUGGUGGGACCAACUGGACAUGACGUUUAGGACACUUCAGCCUUACAUAUCGAUGUCUCAACGUCCGACUUCAAUCAGUGCUGGAGCGGGAUUAACGUACAAGUCCAAGACUUGGAUAGGUGCGGCUAUCAAGGCUGCGCGCCACAGGCAUUGGGUGCUACUGAUGGUUGCCGUCGGCUCUACCCUGACCCAGGUCCUGACUGUUUCGAUGUCUGCUUUAUUCGAGAGAAGAUCAACACCGACUACACAGCAGAUAUCGCUGCUCCAGAAUUUGAAGAUACGCCACGAUCCAUUCGUGACCAAAGUGGACGUAAUAUUAGGCAACAACAAGCGAUGGGGAUAUUCCCAAGACGUUCUCGACGAGUUGUAUCUCGACGCUCGUGAGAACUGGCUGUACGGAGCAGGGAUACAACAUUCAUUCAACGACUCCCAGUUGCCCUGGUCAUCUGAAGGGUGGAGCUUCUUGCCGGUAGAUCUGACCCACAUUUCGAACUCUACAGCUUCACAAGGUCAACAAAAUAGCUACGGUAGUCCGGCGAUCGCUUCGGCUAAUGUCAGUCUUCAAGUGCCUGCUAUCCGCGCAAGGCUUGAGUGCAAGCCCAUUGAGGAGGUCUCGAACGCAUCAUCAUGGCUCGAGCCUGUGGAUCUCACUGAUGACAAAAGCAUAUUGGCGGAUGACGUUGCGCGACUAAACAACACGGGAGGACUUCAGCUCUACAAGUUGCCAGUCGGCAUUUUCAUAAACAGUUCUUCUGAGACUACCACCUUCUCAUCACCAAACUAUGAGGCCUGUUGCUCCAACGGGACUAUCGAACAGCAGCAUCGGAGUGUUCUGGGCUAUUGGUCCGCCGCUUUGGUCAGACCUCCCUACGACAAGGUGUCUUGGCCGAUGUCUGUCGUACCAAAAUGGGUCGUCGGGAAGCCGAUCAGCAUUACAGACACCAAUGGACAUAAAGCCUUGUACUUCAGAGAAGAGCCUCAAAUGCAGGCUGCGAACUGUCGACCAAUCAUCGAGACCACAGAAGCUAAUGUUGUUGUCGAUGCUCAGUCUGGGGCGGUUCUGUCACGGAAGGUGAAGACUCCGAUAGAACCGAUGAACAGUGCCUGGGAUGAUGCCUUCACGCCACAUGAGGUCUCAGGGCACGCUUCUCAGCUUGCCAAUAAUUCCUACGUGGGGCCAUUGAACGUGACCACAUCGUUCGGAAUCCUCUUCCUCGGCUCGCUAUUGGGGUCUGCAAACCGGGGCUCUGAUAGCAAUGCCUUCGUGUUCCGAGACAAAGAGUACGGCCUUGACAUGGACAUCAUGACCAAUACGAUGUAUGUCAUGGCCAACAAAAAUGCUGAAGCACUACUGGACUACACAACCUUCGUAGAGUCAGCCGACCGCACAUUCCAAGCAUUCUUUCAACAAUUUGUCAACAGCGGAUUGUCAUUGAAGCAGGGCGGCUUCACAUACCAAUCAGUUGACGACCGAAGUAUUGAGGAUCUUAGCCGACCAAUUUAUACAAAUGGCACAGUCAUAUCGAAACGCGAGACUGUUUCAACACAGAGUAUCUCAGCAUCAGUGUCAACGCGCAUCCGCGUUCUACACAUGAACGUUGUUGCCACUUACCUGGCAACUGCAAUUCUCAUAUGGCUCACUGGCACAGUAUUCGUCAUCAUCAGUCUUCAGCGAAAGUAUACAAGCUCGAUGAUUCGCGAUGUGCAGCUUAUCGCCGGUAUGCUGGUUCUCGUAGCCGGCAGUAAUAGGUUUCUGGAAUUGUUGCAUGAACGCGGCAUUGCGCUGAAGAAGGAUCGAGAUAUUCAAACAAUGCUUGGCUGGUUCAAGGAUAGUGACGGCGAGGUUCGUUGGGGCAUCGAGGUGCUUGGUGGACCAGAUCCAGUUCAAUGGGUGGAUGCACCCGAAACAGGCAAUCAUAUUCGGGAGAAAAACUCGAUUGAGUUUGGAAGAUUACUUCAAUGGAGGAAAGCCUAGUAUUUGGGUUAUAGAGGGAAAAUAGUGUAUCCCAACCAAUAUGAUGGCUAAUCAUGUCUUCAGCUGCAGAGCUUCAUACAUCCACUGC
Molecule: messenger RNA, 4455 nt
Organism: Alternaria rosae
Lineage: Eukaryota; Fungi; Ascomycota; Dothideomycetes; Pleosporales; Pleosporaceae
Exons: 5
Coding region: 69-4367 (1432 amino acids)
Source: RefSeq, a predicted model, not a curated record